AUGUACACCUUGGGCAUUGCUAUUUUUGCCGCCAUCGGCACAUUCCUGUUUGUGGUUGCCGUUUACAUCGCCGGGGAAGCCGUUGGAGCUCUCACGCAGACAGCCAUCGCUGACAAGCUCGGCCGAGUGCGAUUCAUGCAGUUUAUGUGCGUCGUGGUAACCAUAGGGACGGUCGUCCAGACCGCAUCUGUGAAUAUCGGGAUGUUCCUGGCUGGGCGCGUUCUCGCAGGAUUUGCCGUCGGAGGACUUGUUGCCACAGUACCCAUCUAUCUCAGUGAGAUUUCACCGCCUGCAAAGCGCGGCCUUAUCGGUGGUAUAUCAGGCUGCGGAAUCAGCUUUGGUACCAUGAUGUCUAACUGGGUAGGGAUGGCUUGUGGCUACGCACCAUAUGGACCUGUGCAAUGGCGUUUACCGCUCGGCAUUCAAAUACCAUGGGGAGUUAUCCUUAUUAUCGGAUUGGCAACCUUUAUGCCAAAUUCUCCACGCCAGUUGAUCCGAAACGGAAAGGUUGACGACGCUCGGCAGGAGUUCAUCAAGAUUCGGCGUGAUCUCCAGGCUCACGAGGUCCAGGACGAGUUUUUGCUCAUGCGCUCUCAGAUCGAAUUUGAGAUGGAGAGAGAGAUCAAGUCGUACAAGGAAAUAUUCAAGAUCUUCAGGCAUCGUGCAUUAGCGUCCAUCGCUGUCCAGACAAUGACAAGUCUGACUGGGGUUAACGUAAUCCAGUAUUAUCAGACAAUCCUAUACAAGUCCUUGGGUAUUGGAACAACCUCGAUUCUUGCUUUAGCAGGCGUAUACGGCACCAUAGCCUUCACAUCAAACCUUCUUACGACGCUUUUCCUGACUGACCAAUGGGGUCGAAGAAAGAUGAUAAUUGCAGGUCUCAGCGGCAUCAUCAUCGUCGAGAUAUAUGCAGCAGUAAUGCAAAGACAAUUUCAGAACACGGACAACAGGAUUGGGAAAGGCUUCGCCGUGUUAGGGAUAUAUUUGUUUGUUGUUGUGUAUUACGGCAUGCUGAACAGCACUACGUGGCUCUAUGGAGCCGAGAUAUUGCCAAUUGCAUUGCGAAGCAAGGUUAUGGGGCUUGCUGCUGCUUCACACUUCAUCGUGAAUGUAGGAAUCACCGAGGCAGGACCAAGCGCCUUUGCGAAUAUCAAGGAGAACUACUACUACGUCUUUGUCGGCUGCAGCUUCUUCUUCCUAAUCGUUGCUUACCUCUACUUCCCCGAGACAAGACGGAAGACACUGGAGGAGAUCGCGGCAGCUUUUGGUGACAAAGUCGUCGAUUUGACAGACGCAGAGCAGACCUCGCGGAUCCACCCUGUGGACAGUGUCUUCAAAACCGAUGCCGAGGAGGUUGAGGCGCCAUACCCCAGCGCGAGCAGCCACCGAGGAUAG
Diaporthe amygdali is the source of this 1395-nucleotide messenger RNA. RefSeq lists its product as uncharacterized. The transcript has 10 exons. Gene Ontology annotation, biological process: carbohydrate transport; transmembrane transport. Gene Ontology annotation, molecular function: carbohydrate:proton symporter activity. Lineage: Eukaryota; Fungi; Ascomycota; Sordariomycetes; Diaporthales; Diaporthaceae. The record is from RefSeq and is a predicted model, not a curated record. Gene Ontology annotation, cellular component: membrane. Bases 1 to 1395 code for a protein of 464 amino acids.